AAUCCCCCUCUCUCUCUAUCUAUCUUCCGAUAAAUCAAUAUAAUCAUCAACAACAACAACAACAACCAUCAUGCCUCUCCUUCUCCUCCACCUCCUUAUUUUCUUGCAACUCGGAUCUUCAAUCGGCUGACUCGCUCCUCCUCCUCCAUAUCGCUUCUCUUCUCCCUUUCCCCAACUCAGUAACUCGGUUUAAGAUGGAGCCCAUGGAUAUCGUCGGCAAGUCCAAAGAGGACGCUUCGCUUCCUAAAGCAACUAUGACCAAAAUCAUUAAGGAGAUGUUACCCCCGGAUGUGCGUGUUGCGAGAGAUGCUCAAGACCUUUUAAUUGAGUGUUGUGUAGAGUUUAUAAACCUCAUCUCAUCAGAGUCUAAUGAAGUUUGUGGCAGAGAGGAGAAAAGAACGAUUGCACCCGAGCAUGUGCUCAAGGCGUUACAGGUUCUUGGGUUUGGUGAAUACAUUGAUGAAGUUUAUGCAGCUUAUGAACAACACAAGCUUGAGACCAUGCAGGACUCUCUAAAAGGUGGCAAGUGGAGCAAUGGAGCCGAGAUGACUGAGGAAGAAGCAUUGGCUGAGCAACAGAGAAUGUUUGCAGAGGCCCGUGCAAGAAUGAAUGGCGGGGCUGCUCCCCCCAAGGAACCGGAUUCUGACCAAACUUUAGACAGCUAACUCUAGAAUCUUUGUUUUUGAGCCUUAGGCAAGCACACUUGACACUUCCAUCGGUGCUUUUAGUAUCUCUUAUGUUAUGUACAAAAAAUUGACAAGUUUGCUGGUCUACUGUAUAAGCACACGCUUCAAUUUGUAUUCUAUCUAUGGAUCCAUGUCUAUAAGUUAAUGUAAUUAGUGAGAGUUUGUCGUAGUCAUUACCUCUUUCUGAACCAUAUGUAAUUAUUUUGUUUUUAGUUAUAUCUUUGGAAAGGGUGGGUUCAA
This is a messenger RNA of Quercus lobata, 926 nucleotides long. It is a transcript of the gene NF-YB13, whose product is annotated as nuclear factor Y, subunit B13. The record is from RefSeq and is a predicted model, not a curated record. The transcript is spliced from 6 exons. The coding region runs from base 195 to 665 and encodes 156 amino acids. Gene Ontology annotation, molecular function: protein heterodimerization activity. NCBI's taxonomy places the organism in Eukaryota, Viridiplantae, Streptophyta, Magnoliopsida, Fagales, Fagaceae.